CACACUGGCUGCUGCUGCGUUUCCAAGUGUAAAUGACCCACUUGUGCCAAGAGCCACCUGGGCCCGGCAACUCCGGAUCUUAGCUGUGGGAACAGAGGGCCCGGCAGAGAGAGUUCUCAGUCGCUGGCCAUUCCGGGUGCGUGCGGAGUGCGCUGCGUUGCCAUGGGCUCUGCGGCUCUGGUGAGCGACUGCCCCGCAGCAGCCCCAAGCUGGAGCGGCCUGGGCAAAGCUCUGGACUCGACGCCUGGGGAACCGUCGGUGUCCUGCCCAGUCCUCUCAGGCUCUGUGUCUUUAAAAAGCCAGUGGCAGGUGGGCCAGACGCAGUGACCACAGCCUGGUCAGGCGAGCGUCCUUCGCAGGGACAGAGGGUUGUGAAACUGGAGCUCCGGGCCGGUUGCCAAAGCGCGAGCUGAUGGCUGCUGCCAUGGUAACGGAGCGGGCGGGGGCACCCUCCUCGGCCUUGCGCCCCGGGAGGUUGAGACGCACCGGUGACCUGGCCCGCCCCGCCCCCAGGCCGCGGCCGCCCAGCCGAGACUGACCCUCCGCAGCUCCUGUAGUCACGUGGCGCUGGGAACCCGGAGAGGGGGAGGUUGGGGACGGGCCUGGCAGUUGUGAACUCGAACCUGCCGCUGUUGCCGCGGCGUGGCGGGGAGCGGGCCGUAGAGGGCGGCCUGGGGCUUCAUGGAUCGGUGCCGCGUCCCCGCAGGGCACGCGGGAGAGCAGAGAAAGACCUGAUGCUGGAACGGCGCUGCCACAGGGGCACCAUGGCUAUGGGCCCAGCCCAGCCCAGCCUCCUUUCUGGGCCCUCCCAAGAGUCCUCUCAGCCCAACAGAGGGCUGAAGCACCAGGGCAAGUCAGUAACUCAGUCAGGAGGCCAAGUCCCAGGCCAGGUCCAUCGUUGUGCCCACUGUCGGAGGCGAUUCCCGGGCUGGGUGGCCCUGUGGCUUCACACUCGGCGUUGCCAGGCCCGGCUGCCGCUCCCCUGCCAUGAGUGCAACCAGCGCUUUCGCCACGCCCCCUUCUUAGCGCUGCACCUUCAGGUUCAUGCCUCUGCCAUCCCUGACGUGGGCUUCACCUGCCACCUCUGUGGGCAUAACUUCCAAGGCUGGGUAGCGCUAGUACUGCACCUGCGGGCUCACUCAGCUGCAAAGUGGCCUAUCAUUUGUCCUGAAUGCGACAGGCGCUUCUGGCGACAAAAGCAGCUUCAAGCUCACUUGCGGAGGUGCCAUCCCCCUGCUCCUGAGGCCAGGCCCUUCAUAUGUGGCAACUGUGGCAGGAGCUUUGCCCAGUGGGAUCAGCUGGUUGUUCACAAACGUGUGCACGUUGCCGAGGCCCUGGAGGAGGCAGCAGCCAAGGCCCUGGGUCCCCGGCCCCGGGGCCGUCCCGCAGUGACUGCCCCCCGACCAGGUGGAGAUGCUGUUGACCGGCCCUUCCAGUGUGCCUGCUGUGGCAAGCGCUUCCGUCACAAGCCCAACCUGAUUGCCCACCGCCGUGUGCACACUGGCGAGCGACCACACCAGUGCCCAGAGUGCGGGAAGCGCUUCACCAACAAACCCUACCUAACUUCCCACCGGCGCAUUCACACUGGCGAGAAGCCCUACCCAUGCUCAGAAUGUGGCCGCCGCUUCCGCCACAAACCCAACCUGUUGUCACACAGCAAAAUCCACAAACGCUCGGAGGUCUCAGCGCAGGCACCCCCCGGCACAGGGAGCCCCCAGAUUGCAAAGGAGCCCAUGGUGCAGCCUGCACUAGGGGCUUCCCUGGGGUCCCCGCUGGCCCCGGCCGAGGCGUCUGUGCCCUUGCACCACUGUGCGGACUGUGGCCGCAGCUUCCGGCUGGAGCGCUUCCUGAGGUUGCACCAGCGACAGCACACAGGCGAGCGGCCCUUCGCCUGCCCCGAGUGUGGCAAGAACUUCGGCAAGAAGACACACCUGGUAGCUCACUCGCGCGUGCACUCAGGUGAGCGGCCUUUUGCCUGCGAGGAGUGUGGGCGCCGCUUUUCACAGGGCAGCCACCUGGCAGCGCACCGGCGCGAUCAUGCGCCAGAGAGGCCCUUCGUGUGCCCCGACUGUGGCAAGGCUUUCCGCCACAAGCCCUACCUGGCUGCACACCGGCGCAUCCACACUGGCGAGAAGCCGUACGUGUGUCCAGACUGUGGCAAAGCCUUCAGUCAGAAGUCCAACCUAGUGUCGCACCGGCGCAUCCACACGGGUGAACGGCCCUACGCCUGCCCCGACUGUGACCGCAGCUUCAGCCAGAAGUCCAACCUUAUCACACAUCGGAAAAGCCACAUCCGGGAUGGCGCCUUCUGCUGUGCCAUCUGUGGUCAGACCUUUGACGAUGAGGAUCGCCUCUUGAUGCACCAGAAGAAGCACGAUGCCUAGGAGGGGCGGUAGGCCGAGGAGAGCAGGCCUGGAUGUCCUUGGCAACAGUGUGGCAGCGGGCCCGUGUGGGGUGCCUACACUGACGCUGCUGAAGGGACAGGUGGGGAUCCCAGAGGGACAGGGGAGGUGGAGUGAGUGAUCUGGGCUCUGUUUAGGAAUGGAGUUUCCCCAGGGGGGCAGGGAGCCGAUUUUAGAAUGCAGGGGCCUGGCUUUGAGCUAGCCGGUCCCCAGCUAGGUUUUCUAAGGGUCAACUCAGACUGGCCUGUACCCUGGAAAAGUAGCAAUAGCAGCUCCAUCUACCCUUUGAGUCCUUGGCUAGAGGAGCCACCAGUGGGAAGGGAACCACUCCAUCCUCUGGUGUUAACGCCUUAAUGUCCCAGUCUUUACUAUGAGUUACUUCAGGUCAUUUUUUUGGAAGUAGGUGUGGUAUAGUCAUUAGUGAAUGAACCCUGGGGCAGGGAAAGUGUGCCAGCUGGAUACACCUUGGCGAACCUGCUGGCCUUGUUAUACAGCAGGACAGGUGAAGCUGAGCUGUUUCUUCUUUUUCGACUAGAACCCGUCUGCAAUGCCUCCUGCAUAGGUACCCAGAUGUGUAGUGCCCCGUCUAUGGUUAGCAACUCCAUCUACUCCUUGCAGGUUAUCCUUCCAGGACAUUUAUCUACUCCUUCACCUGCCUGGCUUUUUUUGCCUUCUCUCCCCGAGUAUAGGGCCUCCCUGGUGGUUUUGUUUAAACCCCUAGCCCUCCCCAACUCUCUCCAGUGCUUCAGGAGUUCUGGGAAAGACCAGCCCACAAAUGCUGAGGGUUUGACUGCAGGGAAGGUCCUGGGUAGAUUUCCUUUUUAAGGUUUCCAGGUUGUGGAUGCCAGGCUCUACCCGUGCACCUGGUGCUGGCGAGCUCUUACCACCAGAUGCACUAGUUCUAUGGUAGGGUGUUCUAAUGGUUAGAAAUCCUUACUUAAAAUGAUUGGAUUCUGCUUUCCUAUGAUUUCUGCCCACUGGGUCUUGUUUUGUUCUCUGAAUCGAAACAGAACAGCCAUUUACCCUCCUUUUCAAACUAGAGAAUAAAGAUUUGGUUUUAGAACUA
This is a messenger RNA of Mesocricetus auratus (golden hamster), 3468 nucleotides long. RefSeq names its product replication initiator 1 (gene Repin1). The transcript has 2 exons. Gene Ontology annotation, molecular function: RNA polymerase II cis-regulatory region sequence-specific DNA binding; DNA-binding transcription factor activity. Gene Ontology annotation, biological process: regulation of transcription by RNA polymerase II. Bases 735 to 2384 code for a protein of 549 amino acids. Lineage: Eukaryota; Metazoa; Chordata; Mammalia; Rodentia; Cricetidae. The record is from RefSeq and is a predicted model, not a curated record.